Messenger RNA from Physella acuta, 581 nucleotides. RefSeq lists its product as uncharacterized. Gene Ontology annotation, molecular function: calcium ion binding. The record is from RefSeq and is a predicted model, not a curated record. NCBI's taxonomy places the organism in Eukaryota, Metazoa, Mollusca, Gastropoda, Physidae.
AUGCUCCAGCUGACAGGCGUCCACGAAAGAUCUUCAUGUGAGUUCUUAUCUCGUGUCAGUCAACCUACUUCUACAGAUACAAUCUGUACUUAGACAGGUCAGUACUGUCACUAAACUUCUAAAGGCUCGAACAUGCACGUGCAACUGACCCUCCUCGUCUGCCUGCCACUGCUGGCACUGGCCCAGGACAUUGACCUCACGGCAGUGGCGGCGGCUUCCUUCAGGAGAAUAGACGCCAACCAUGACGGUCACCUGACGAGAUCAGAGCUGGAGAACUACUUCACGGCUUACGACGGAAACAAUGAUGGACGGGUCUCCAGAAUCGAAUACUUCCAUUAUAUCGAUGCCACCUACCACGAUCCCGACGCCAACCGAGUACUCCACAGCCUCUUCGACGACCUGGAUUUCAACGACGACAGCAACCUCAACCUGCUAGACUACAACCACUUCUUCACGGCGGCGGACUCCAACAACAACAACCAGCUCACCCAGCUGGAGUAUGAAAGACAAUUCCGAGUGCUCGUUGGGCCAUCGUUUGGUUAAACUCACAAAAACGAAUCAAUAAAAAAAACAUUGUAUAA